AUGUUCACCUUGGUCAAGAUAGCAGACACUAUAGAGCUUGAUCCAAGUACAUUUGGACUGCCUCACCAGCAAGCGUUGCAUCAAGAGAUUAAUAAAAAGUAUGCAAACAGGGUACUGACUGACGUUGGCCUCUGUAUUGCUCUGUACGAUUUGCAAACCGCUUCAGAUGGCCUGCUGAGACCAGGAGAUGGAUCAAUCUACAUCAAAUGCGAGUUCCGGUUAAUUGUUUUUGCUCCCUUCCCCGGCGAGACACUGGUAGGCUGGAUCUCCAGCUGUACCGAGGAAGGACUCAAUGUCCGAAUGGAGUUUUUCGAUAAUGUUUUCAUUCCUAAAGCGAUGCUGUUCGAGGGAACCCAGUUUAUUGUCCAAGAACAGGCCUGGGUGUGGAAGAACGACGAGUAUAGCCUUUACUUGGACAUCAAUGAGAAGAUCAGAUUCAGGGUGGAAGAAGUUGUGUUCGACAAGUCGAUGCGGAUUGUUGCAAGCGCACAAAUCGACGGUAUGGGUCUAAUUUCUUGGUGGUAA
This is a messenger RNA of Wickerhamiella sorbophila, 525 nucleotides long. Its product is annotated as DNA-directed RNA polymerase III subunit RPC8. The transcript has a single exon. Gene Ontology annotation, molecular function: DNA binding; DNA-directed RNA polymerase activity. Bases 1 to 525 code for a protein of 174 amino acids. Gene Ontology annotation, cellular component: RNA polymerase III complex. The record is from RefSeq and is a predicted model, not a curated record. NCBI's taxonomy places the organism in Eukaryota, Fungi, Ascomycota, Dipodascomycetes, Dipodascales, Trichomonascaceae. Gene Ontology annotation, biological process: transcription initiation at RNA polymerase III promoter; DNA-templated transcription.